Molecule: messenger RNA, 682 nt
Organism: Ostrinia furnacalis (Asian corn borer)
Lineage: Eukaryota; Metazoa; Arthropoda; Insecta; Lepidoptera; Crambidae
Product: acanthoscurrin-1-like
Exons: 3
Coding region: 1-546 (181 amino acids)
Source: RefSeq, a predicted model, not a curated record
AUGAAGUAUGACAUAAGCGGGCUGUAUAUAAAGACAGCCGAGGAGGUCCUAGGCACAGUGUGCAGGAUGGUGCGACUAGCAUUACCCGUUGUUGCCUUAGGGCUAUUCGCCUGCGUCUACGCAGCACCAGGCUAUGGUGGCGGCUCUAACGGAGGCGGUGGAUUCGGCGGAGGCGGCGGCGGUGGCGGCGGAUUUGGUGGCGGCGGUGGAUUCGGUGGCGGCGGUGGCAAAGGCCUAGGAGGAGGCGGUGGCCUGGGAGGCGGCCACGGCGGCGGUGGUGGCCUGGGAGGCGGCGGCGGCCACGGAGGCGGCUUGGGAGGCGGUUUGGGAGGCGGCGGCGGCCAGGGCGGUUUCGGCGGUGGCAGCCACGGAGGUGGCGGCAACGGCGGCUUCGGAGGUGGCGGCAAUGGCGGUGGCCACGGCGGCGGCGGCCAAGGUGGCUUUGGAGGCAGCAGCGCGGGCGCUCAAGCUUCAGCCAGUGCCAGCGCCGGCUCCGGCGGCUACGGUGGCUACGGCGGCGGCCACAAGGGUGGUUACGGACGCUAAGCAAACUACCAAAAAUGACCUCAUCCGGAAGAAUGGACAUCCCAAAAGCUCUUUGUGAUAUUAAUACCUAUCUUAUAAUUUUGCCAUAAUUUUGUUACAUUGUUUAUGUAUCAAAAAUUAUACUAGCACAAUUUAA